CCAUGUUUCAGGUAACAAAGGGCCUGCAGCUGUCACUGUCUCUCUGUGUGUGCACAUUGGAACAUGGCUGUCCAGAUUGCAGACCGGUUGACCAACCAGGAGCAAGAAAUCCGCUGGCUGAGCGAUGAGAUCGGCCGCCUCGUGGAUCUGGGCACGCAGGGCACCGUGGAGAUUGACCCCAGCCCAGAAUUAUUGGAGCUCCGGGCUGAGAAUGAGAAGCUGAAGUAUAGAGUGGCCCAUCUACAGAGGAGCCUGAAAGAGGAGCAGGAGAGAGGAGGGCCAGGGGACAGUCCAGGGGGAGAGGAGACCAGGCCUCAGGAGGAGGAGAAGGGAGAGCAGAGUGUAUGUCAGGGACAGAAACCCACGGUAGAAGGACAUCUGGCAUCUCGGAACAAGAAUGUCAACAAAGGAACCAAAUGUCAACAGCAGGAGAAAAGAAAGCAGGAAGAGGGAACACAGAGAUGUCACCACACAGCACAGGCAACAUCAAGAACUCAAAGUGGACAGCCAAGUUUCCUUCAGCUUGUUCAUCCACGGGAAUAUUGUGAUUCAACACACAGGUCGUGGAAGGUCAUUUUCCCACUAAAGGAUGAUGUAAAGAAACCUGCGUCAACAAUCAUCAUACAUCGGUUGGAGGAGACAAGGGAGCAAGCAACUCACAGCCAAUUCGAAAAUGACAAUAACCACAAUUUACCCACACAGCUGGAACACUUUGAAGAUUCACAUUAUAAGUCAUCAGACAACAUAUGGACCGUCCUGUUUCAAAACACAUCCCCAGACAAGUUCUUACUUUUACUGAGGAGAAGUCAGAUCCCAGUAGAUGAUAACAAAGGGCGACCCAAAGGAAAAGCAACCCAUUCUGCCAAUCAGGAGGCUCGCCCAGCACCAGCAUUUAUAAAGGACAGACUACAACUCUAUGAUGCCUUGAGAAAGGAACAUGAUGCCUUACUUGCAGAGCGGAUUGCAAACCAGAGCAAAGCCAUAAAGAUAACACUGCCUGAUGGAAGAGUGCUUGAUGGGGAAUCCUGGAAGACAACACCAUAUAAAGUAGCUGCUGGAAUCAGUCGCAGCUUGGCAGAGAACACUAUAAUAGCCAAAGUGAAUAAUGAACUGUGGGACCUUGAUCGGCCACUAGAGGGAGACUGCACUUUAGAGCUGCUGACAUUUGACAAUGAAGAAGCUCAAGCUGUCUACUGGCACUCUAGUGCCCACAUUCUUGGGGAGACUAUGGAGGAUUACUAUGGAGGCUGUCUGUGCUAUGGGCCACCCAUUGAAAAUGGCUUUUAUUAUGAUAUGUUCCUAGAAGACAGAGGGGUAUCCAGCAACGAGUUUCCUGUCCUAGAGAACAUGUGUAAAGCCAUCAUCAAGGAGAAACAACCCUUUGAAAGGUUGGAAGUCAGCAAAGAGAUACUAUUAGAAAUGUUUAAGUAUAACAAAUUCAAGUGCCGAAUUUUGAAUGAAAAGGUUGAUACGCCAACAACGACUGUUUACAGGUGCGGUCCACUAAUUGAUCUGUGUAGAGGGCCACAUGUGAGGCACACAGGGAAGAUUAAAGCCCUAAAAGUAUACAAGAAUUCUUCAACAUACUGGGAAGGAAAAGCUGACAUGGAGACUCUGCAAAGAAUAUAUGGAAUAUCAUUCCCUGAUAACAAGCUGAUGAAACAAUGGGAGCAGUUCCAGGAAGAGGCCAAAAACAGAGAUCAUAGAAAGAUUGGGAAGGACCAGGAACUCUUCUUCUUCCAUGAUUUAAGUCCAGGUAGCUGCUUUUUCCUGCCUCGUGGAGCUCACAUAUAUAACACUUUAAUUGAAUUCAUCAGGGAAGAAUACCAAAAUCGGAACUUUACAGAAGUGUCAACACCAAACCUCUACAACAGCAAGCUGUGGGAAGCCUCUGGUCACUGGCAGCAUUACAGCGAGAACAUGUUCUCCUUCGAGGUUGAGAAGGAAACCUUUGCCCUUAAGCCAAUGAAUUGUCCGGGACACUGUCUUAUGUUUGGCCAUCGUCCUCGCUCAUGGAGAGAGUUGCCUUUGCGGUUUGCAGAUUUUGGUGUACUGCAUCGUAAUGAGUUAUCUGGAGCAUUAACUGGGCUGACCAGAGUCCGUAGAUUCCAGCAAGAUGAUGCACAUAUAUUUUGCACAAUGGAGCAGAUAGAAGAGGAAAUAAAGGGGUGUUUGCAGUUCUUACAGUCUGUAUAUGCCGUAUUUGGCUUUACCUUCCAACUUCACCUUUCGACCAGGCCUGAAAAUUACCUUGGAGAAAUAGAAAUGUGGAAUCAUGCUGAAAAGCAACUGGAGAACAGUCUGAAUGAAUUUGGACAGCCUUGGAAACUGAACCCGGGGGAUGGGGCUUUCUAUGGUCCCAAGAUUGACAUUACAAUAAGAGAUGCUAUAGGUCGGUACCAUCAGUGUGCAACCAUACAGUUAGAUUUUCAGCUCCCAAUCAGGUUUAAUCUUACAUAUGUAAGCAAGGAAGGAGAUGAUAAGAAAAGGCCAGUUAUCAUUCAUCGUGCUAUCCUGGGAUCUGUGGAGAGGAUGAUUGCAAUUCUUUGUGAAAACUAUGGUGGAAAAUGGCCUUUUUGGCUUUCCCCUCAGCAAGUCAUGGUAGUCCCUGUGGGACCAAGCUGUGAGGACUAUGCACAACAGGUGUGCAAAGACUUUUUUGAUGCUGGUUUUAUGGCUGAUGUGGAUUUGGAUCACAGUUGUACAUUGAAUAAGAAGAUACGAAAUGCCCAGCUGGCUCAGUACAAUUUUAUUUUAGUGGUCGGCGAGAAAGAGAGGUCAAACAAGGCAGUCAAUGUGCGGACCAGAGAUAACAAGGUGCAUGGAGAGGUAUCUAUAGCUCUAGCUAUAGAAAAACUCACUAAGUUAAAGAAGUCGCAAAGUAAAAAUGCAGAAGAGGAAUUCUGAAGACCAGAUAAUGGGGAAAUACCACUACAUUUCAGGAAUCAAAUACUGCUGCUAAUAUCGCUGUAAAAUAUAUAUUGCCAAUAAAUAGAACUUUGGUAAUUUA
Molecule: messenger RNA, 3010 nt
Organism: Rana temporaria (common frog)
Lineage: Eukaryota; Metazoa; Chordata; Amphibia; Anura; Ranidae
Product: threonine--tRNA ligase 2, cytoplasmic-like
Exons: 22
Coding region: 64-2907 (947 amino acids)
Biological process (GO): threonyl-tRNA aminoacylation
Cellular component (GO): cytoplasm
Molecular function (GO): threonine-tRNA ligase activity; ATP binding
Source: RefSeq, a predicted model, not a curated record